AGCUGGAGGAGGAGGAGGAAUGGGUGCUUCUACCCAGACAAACACAAACCUUAUCCAGCCAGCCGUUUUCCAGCACACAGCAGGAGGUGGAGGAGGAUCGGGCACUCCCGCAGCCGUUACGCAGCCUCCUGUGAUUGCAAACAGCACAUCGGGUGGCAGCGGUGAUGGAGGAGGACUCUCUGGUGCCUCCGGUUUUGGACCAGCGGGCAACAACGGUGCGGUCCUCUCGCAGAACGCAUUCUCUGCGUUAAGCAGUGCACAGCCUGCUGAUGGCCAGAGAGAUGGACAGCAGAGCCUUCUUGACCGUAUAGCAAAAGACAUGGCAACGUGGGAAUCUUCUGGACAGUGGAUGUUUUCGUGUUACUCUCCUGAGAAAGGCAAGCCUAAUGUUCCAGGCUUUGGAGAGUUCUCGGCUGAGGAGGUGCGUCUGGAGUAUUAUAACUGCAGUGCAAACAACAACACUGGCUACUACAUCAACUCUGUCAAUCAGUUAGUGCAGCAGUGGAGAAAGAGGCUGCAGGAGCUGAAGGCUUUAAAUGGCUCGGGAAAAGCAGCGAUGCAGAAUGGCGGUGGAGGAGGAGGAGGAAUGGGUGCUGCCACCCAGAGAAACACCAACCUUAUCAGGCCAGCCAUGUUCCAGCACACGGCAGGAGGAGGAGGAACAGGAGGAGGAAUGGGUGCUUCUAGCCAGACAAACACCAACCUUAUCCAGCCAGCCAUGUUCCAGCACACGGCAGCAGGUGGAGGAGGAGCUGGAGGAGGAAUGGGUACCACUACCCAGAGAAACAAAAACCUUAUCAGGCCAGCCAUGUUCCAGCACACGGCAGGAGGUGGA
Messenger RNA from Gallus gallus (chicken), 835 nucleotides. RefSeq names its product nucleoporin NUP42-like (gene NUP42A7). The record is from RefSeq and is a predicted model, not a curated record. The annotation marks the transcript as partial. Gene Ontology annotation, molecular function: nuclear export signal receptor activity. NCBI's taxonomy places the organism in Eukaryota, Metazoa, Chordata, Aves, Galliformes, Phasianidae. The transcript is spliced from 5 exons. Gene Ontology annotation, cellular component: nuclear envelope.